CUUGCUCCCUGUGAGGGUUUCACAGCCACAGGCGGAGCCCUGCUGCUCACCUGCUGUUUCAGGAAAUUAAGCUUUGAUCCAUUUCACACACGGCAGUGGGACCUAUCACGCAGACAACACCAACAUGACUGCUACCUGGAAAUCAUGGCCCAACCUCUUCCACAUCUGUUUAUUACUGUGUGCAACUGGAGCGGUGUCGCAAAAUUUCCUGCUGGAGCCGCGGAGUACAACAGUGCUACAAGGCUCUAAGGUGCAAUUCAGUGCCACCGUGGAGGGAAAAUGGAACGUCAUGACUUGGACAGUCGGGAAACUUCUGGUUCUCACUGUCCUAUCAGGUGGUAACAUAACCUCAUCAGGACAGUAUUCUGCCAGAUUCUGCCCUGGUGGUGACACCAGCUGUGUGGAAUUCACCAUCCAUAAUGUCACCCGUCAGCAGUCUGGGGAAGUCAUCUGCUUUGUGCAGGGGGAGUAUGGAUCAAAGAUUGCACAUCUUUAUGUUCAAGAGAGCGGUACAGUCAACAUCGUGGGAGGGAAUGUGACCGUGGCACAGGACCAGCAGGUGGAGUUCCAGUGUCUAACAACUGGUUGGUUCCCUGAACCAACUGUAAGCUGGACCCUGAGUGGUCAAGAUGUAAACAGCAGUCUGUACAACACCACUAGUAUGACGGAUGGGGAUACCUUUAACUCUUCCAGUGUCUUCAAGUUCCAGGCAGUCCACAACACCACAGUGGAGUGUUUGGCAACUGUGCCAACACUACCAAACCCACAAUCCAGCUCUGUCCUCUUGGUGGUUGUUCCCAAGCCUACUGACUGGACUGUGCUGAUAGCUGUGGUCGUGUCUUUUGGAGGUUUUGCUCUGCUGGUUUUGCUCAUCCUCGGAAUCAUCUUCUGUUACAAACGCAGGAAAGAAAAACAACUCAACUACCAGGAUGAAAUGAGGAGAGUGAGGACACAGAGCCAGAGUGGUGUCAAUGCAGGAGGCCAGAGACAAGGUCAUGUGAAUGCAGGAUAUAUACCAGAGGGUCAAACAAGUGUCGCUCCCAGUGAACUGACUGACAGUGGCUUUUGCCAAAGAAAUGGCUCCAGUUUUGAGAUGCCUGAUGUUGUCAACAGUAGUCAGGCAGGAAAUGGCUACAAUAGUGCCUACAACACUUUGGAUGAAUCAGGUUUCAAGAAACACAGACAUGUUACCAUUGUGUAAGUACAGAGAGAGGACCAUAAAAGACUUACAUAGUACCCUGAGACCUGACCGCCUUGGGCUCUAAAGAUUGGAGAAAGGUGGGAAGAAGGACUGAAUCUGCCCAGACAUAAGACUGAUGUAUUGUAGUUAUAUGUUGUGGCUGGCGGCAGAGGAGACCACCAAUAUCUAUGUUAUUUUCUGCUUGUAUAAAGUUGUAUCAGCAUAAUAUAAACCUCUGAAAGUGCUUCAGUUAAGAUGUAUUUACAGUAGCAGAACCAUGACAGGCCAAAUGAGCACAAUGAACAAAUGAACUAGAAACAACUGGAGCAGCAUUUGGGGCAGUACCAGACUCCUUUGUUUGUUCUCACAUGGUGGACUAACAGGGCUGAGGCUAUAGAUUCUUUCAACUACCAUUUAUCUGGUUUAUACUAAACCAUAUCUUAGAUCUUAGACUUCCUUUGUUCUCCUACAUCUGUGUCUUCAAAUGUCAUACUGUAACACUUGUAACACUUAACUGACUGUUCUCUGAUCUGCAGCUUAUUUUUCCAGUGUCUCGUACAACAUGAAAUGUGUGUGUUUGAAAUAGUCACCAUGAAAAAUUCCACUUGAAUGAACUGUUAUCCAGUGAUAAAAGAUCUGUAAUUUAUUACAUUCUUGAACAGUAUGUCUGCUUACACAUGUAUAAAUAUGUAAAUAGAAGCCAUUAAAC
This is a messenger RNA of Lates calcarifer (barramundi perch), 1889 nucleotides long. RefSeq names its product immunoglobulin superfamily, member 5a (gene igsf5a). Gene Ontology annotation, biological process: cell-cell adhesion. Bases 125 to 1201 code for a protein of 358 amino acids. NCBI's taxonomy places the organism in Eukaryota, Metazoa, Chordata, Actinopteri, Centropomidae. The record is from RefSeq and is a predicted model, not a curated record. The transcript has 9 exons.